AAUCAUAAAACAAAGACACGGACCAUGUCUUUCCUAGCCCACCUAUAUUUCCUCCUCCCUUCUCCUUUCUUUUUAAUAAUGUUUUGUUUAUCUCAUGUAGAAGGAGAAGCACAGACUCAAAUCCUGCCGCGGCUUUAUCUACUGAUCAAAGGCACUCCCAUACGCGUAGAUUGCUUUAAUAAUCUCUUUAACUCUAAAAAUCUCAAUUUGUGCCAUUCCCUUAGCCUCCUCCACUCCAAUCCUCCCUUCAUUAUUUCUUCUUUUUCUUUUUUUGGUCAUACUUUCUCCCACUUCUCCAUGUAAUUUUAUCUGCUCCUCACAGAGCUUCUUGGGGAUAUUUUUUUAAUGAGUACCAUUUGUUUUUUAAAUUCUUGUUUUGGUAGUGACAUUCUCUGAAACACGUAGGGUUUUAUUCUUUGCCUCCCAAACAAAGGCAAGUGCUAAUCUCUUUGGAUCUAAAGUUGUGAUUUUUGGGUACAACAUGGAGCAUGUUUAUUUAUAGUUAAUCUCUUUCGUAUAGAAUUGGUAUCUUGCUUUCCAUUUCUUUAAUUUGACUUGCUUAGCUGUUUAGUCUACUUAAAAAAAAGGAGUGUUAUAAAAAAAUAAAUAAAUAAAUAAAGGGGAGAGUAUAGGCUUAGUUAGUUGAUGGUGUUUCAUUUGCAGAUAGUAUAGGCUAAGAAAUGGGAUCUAGUAAUGGGUUUUAUUCUGAAGAGUUCGAUUUGGAUGCUAAGUGGCUUAUUGAUCCAAAGCUUCUAUUCGUUGGGCCAAAGAUUGGGGAAGGUGCUCAUGCUAAAGUAUAUGAAGGAAAGUACAAAAAUCAAAUUGUUGCUAUUAAAAUUGUACAUGGAGGAGAAACCCCAGAAGAGAUUGCCAAGAAAGAAGCGCGGUUUGCAAGGGAGAUUGCAAUGUUAUCUAGAGUUCAGCACAAAAAUCUAGUGAAGUUUAUUGGUGCUUGCAAGGAGCCUGUCAUGGUGAUAGUAACUGAGCUUCUUUUGGGCGGAACAUUGCGAAAAUACUUGCUGAACAUGCGGCCAAGGUGCCUGGACAUGCGUCUGGCUGUUGGAUUUGCUCUUGAUAUUGCUCGUGCAAUGGAAUGCUUGCACUCCCAUGGGAUAAUUCAUCGUGACCUAAAACCUGAGAAUUUGAUCUUGACUGCAGACCAUAAAACAGUUAAACUUGCUGAUUUUGGUUUAGCCAGAGAAGAGUCAUUAACAGAGAUGAUGACUGCUGAAACGGGGACGUACCGGUGGAUGGCUCCAGAGCUUUACAGCACAGUCACAUUAAGGCAUGGUGAGAAGAAACACUAUAAUCACAAGGUGGAUGCUUAUAGCUUUGCAAUUGUGUUGUGGGAGCUCAUUCAUAAUAAAUUGCCUUUUGAAGGCAUGUCAAAUCUACAGGCAGCAUAUGCAGCUGCUUUUAAGAAUGUGAGACCUAGUGCUGAGAACCUCCCAGAGGAUUUGGCGUUGAUUGUGACCUCAUGUUGGAAAGAAGAUCCAAACGCUAGGCCGAACUUCAGCCAAAUAAUACAGAUGCUCCUGCAUUAUCUUUCUACCAUUUCAGCACCAAAACCCGUCAUCCCUGCUAGGAUUUUCACAUCUGAGAAUGCCGUUUUGCCACCAGAGUCUCCUGGUACAAGUUCCUUAAUGGCUGUAAGAGAUGACUUAGGGGAAACCCCAAGAACCAAGAUAGAAGACAAGCCGAGAAGUUUUUUUUUCUGCUUUAACCAAUGUUACUGAUCCCUCCUGAUACACAAAAGUCGUCUCUGGAGGUGUUUAGGCACAUUACAAUAAGCAAGUCUUAAAUAUUAGAAUAAGCUUAAAUCUUUAUGAAAAUGGUCGAUCUAGUUAGUUCAGUUGCAAUAGGAAGUUACUCAUCAUCUGAUUGAUGUCUUCAUUAACCUUUGCACGCUUCUCCCCAUGAAUACUAGUUUGUUCUGACAAUGUAUUUAGGGUUUUGGAGUU
This is a messenger RNA of Populus nigra (black poplar), 1961 nucleotides long. Its product is annotated as serine/threonine-protein kinase STY13-like. Gene Ontology annotation, biological process: protein phosphorylation. The transcript is spliced from 6 exons. Bases 681 to 1736 code for a protein of 351 amino acids. Gene Ontology annotation, molecular function: protein kinase activity; ATP binding. The record is from RefSeq and is a predicted model, not a curated record. NCBI's taxonomy places the organism in Eukaryota, Viridiplantae, Streptophyta, Magnoliopsida, Malpighiales, Salicaceae.